ACAGACGAAGUAUCACGUUACCUGUUCCAGUCUUACCAGCGUAAGGAGAUCAGGCUCACAAGAUUGGCUGAACUUCACUGAAGAUGUCUAAGCAACAACCAACUCAAUUUAUAAAUCCAGAAACUCCUGGCUAUGUUGGAUUUGCAAAUCUUCCUAAUCAAGUUCACCGAAAAUCAGUGAAAAAAGGUUUUGAGUUCACGCUGAUGGUGGUCGGUGAAUCGGGUCUAGGGAAAUCGACUCUCAUAAACAGCCUGUUCCUGACGGAUCUCUACCCAGAAAGAAUCAUACCUGGAGCUGCAGAGAAAAUUGAAAGAACAGUCCAAAUCGAGGCUUCAACUGUUGAAAUUGAAGAGCGAGGGGUCAAGCUGCGCCUGACAGUGGUGGACACACCCGGCUAUGGUGAUGCCAUCAACUGCAGGGACUGCUUCAAGACCAUCAUCUCCUACAUUGACGAACAGUUCGAGCGGUACCUGCAUGAUGAGAGCGGCCUGAACCGACGUCACAUUGUGGACAACAGGGUGCACUGCUGCUUCUACUUCAUCUCGCCCUUUGGACACGGAUUGAAGCCCUUAGAUGUCGCGUUUAUGAAGGCGAUACACAACAAGGUCAAUAUCGUGCCUGUCAUUGCGAAAGCAGACACUCUCACUCUGAAGGAGCGGGAGCGCUUGAAGAAAAGGAUUCUGGAUGAAAUCGAAGAGCAUAACAUCAAGAUCUACCACCUGCCCGACGCAGAGUCUGAUGAGGACGAGGAUUUCAAAGAGCAGACCCGGCUCCUCAAGGCCAGUAUCCCGUUCUCUGUGGUUGGGUCCAAUCAGCUGAUUGAAGCCAAAGGCAAGAAGGUCCGCGGCCGCUUGUAUCCGUGGGGUGUCGUGGAGGUGGAGAACCCAGAACACAACGACUUUCUGAAGCUGAGGACAAUGCUCAUCACUCAUAUGCAGGACCUCCAGGAGGUGACCCAGGACCUUCAUUACGAGAACUUCCGUUCUGAGAGGCUCAAAAGAGGCGGCAGGAAAGUGGAAAACGACGACGUGAAUAAAGACCAGAUCUUGCUGGAGAAGGAAGCUGAGCUCCGCCGCAUGCAGGAGAUGAUCGCCAGGAUGCAGGCACAGAUGCAGCUGCAGAUGCAGGGCGGAGACGGGGACGGCACGGUUCAUGGGCACCACGUGUGAGAAAACACUUUGCAAGAUAAAACAUUCCGGAGGAGUAAAACAGCUCUGUGUUUUCAAGAAAUUGUUGGAGAGGUGACCAUCCACAUCUUACAGUGCCUGUGGCCCAAGAAUUUAAUUUUUUAAAAAUCUUUUGAUGUGUUCUUUUAUAUGAAGUGCUUUUAGCAUUUGUAUUCAUUACUAGGGUAGACUUUAUAGUUUGUGCGUGAACUUUGCAUUUUCUUCCACUAACCAACCACAAAUGUUAGAAUGGAUUUCCAGGGCUCAGUCAGCUAACACGGUGUGGCUGGUCGUGGAGGAGCACUCUUGAUUUGUUUCUAGAACAUUCAUAUUUUCCCCGGAUGUUCCUGAGUGGUAUAGAGACAUGGACCUAGUGACAUAGAAGGUACAGCAGGGCCUUUUACUUAACCUGAGCACCACGUGGAGGUGCUUCCCUGCCUUGCUUCUGUUUGAGCACAACACCUAAGACCAGUAUUGCUGCUACGAUACAGCACCGUUAACUCACUUGUUCCUAAGUGAAAAAGUGGAAUUAUCUAAUGAGAUAUAUCCUUAUACUUAAAUAGCUUCCUUUUAAAAACAGGCUUUUAGGGGUAAAUUUUAGAAGUUUCAGGAUUCUUAUACUAGGUCAUUUUUUAAACCACUGGGCAGAGAGAACUUGCCACAGCCACUUUUUGUAGUGUUCUCACUAAUACUGGUUGUACUCUGCUAUGGAAAAAGAGUACCCAUAGCUCCAGUUUUCGUAUUGCAACUAAGAUUCUUACCAACACAAUGAGAGUUGGUAAACUCUUUUUACUCCACUAAAUUAAAAAACAACUUUUCCAGGAAUAUUAGCAGUUGAUCUCUUCAGAAACUGACCUUUUGUAUUUUUAUACUGCACUUUAAUAUAUUUCUGUAACUGCAGGUGUAGAAGAUCUGCCUCAGGAGUGGAAAUUGGGAUCCUUUGGUGGGUGGGUACCAAACCCAGACCUGUCACAGGCCCUGAGGUCUCAGCCCCAUGAAGCAAAGUGCCAUUCGGGUUUUCCUGAUUUGACUUUCCUUUGUUUCUUUUUUUAAUGACUUUCUGUUGGGAGGCAAAUUGCAGUGCUCAUUUUUUUAUGUGCACACUCUCUCGCCUGUUCACGGCCAUCGCCGUUUCCUUCAUUGUGUGUCACACAAAUCUCCCCAUCAAUCGUGUAAGCAAAGAGCAUUUCACAUGUACACGUGGGCUGGCUGCAGGUGCUGCCAGUCAGAGCGGCUUCAGGGGGUUUCCUGUGCUCUGUGGCCUUGACCCUUCCCUUCCCUCCUGGCAUGUCUCCAUCCCUCACUGUCUGGCACGCACUCAGAGGGUGCUGAUGCUCCAGGGCCUGCUUUUUUCCUACAUUUCUUCUGAAGUUGAGAAAGUGACAGAUGAAAGGAGAUCUGGAGGGAGCAGGUGCUCGUUCACUAUUUUCAUUUUGCUCUUAACAGGAGGGGUUAAAAUAAAGAAAAUGCUUUAUCCGAGGAUGGAGGAGAGUUUGUUGUUUUGGCCAAAAAAUAACAUGUCAAAAUGUUAGUUACAGAAGUGUGCUACAGAACUUGACCCCUCACGGUUAGCAGUUGUGGAAGUUCAGAAGCUUUAGGUUUAGGCACAUUGUGCAAAGUUUUUAACAGAAAGUGUUCCAUGGUUUGAGAGUACCUCCAAGGCCAAUUACUUGGGUUAUUUUGGCAUUUAUUAACUGCUGGUAAAAGCUGUGUAAAGGGAGGCAGGGGGACAUUUGCAAGUGGUCUGUGUAAGUCCUGUGUGUAUGAAUAAAACUCCUUGGGGCUGGCUGCCCCCUAGUAAUGGUUAUGUGGGAUGAGUGGACCUACAGCUUUACACUUUUAAAUCUUUUUUUCUUUUGUGCCCAAGCCUAAAUAGUUUUGCUAAUUUUUUUUUACUAAGCAAUACUCUUUACCUAUAGAAACGUACUUUGAAAACAUUUUACACAGCCAUUUUAUAUCCAUUGAAACUAACCUUUCAUCAAUAAAGUACUAUUGUUUGGAGGUUAAA
This is a messenger RNA of Miniopterus natalensis, 3174 nucleotides long. It is a transcript of the gene SEPTIN2, whose product is annotated as septin 2. NCBI's taxonomy places the organism in Eukaryota, Metazoa, Chordata, Mammalia, Chiroptera, Miniopteridae. The record is from RefSeq and is a predicted model, not a curated record. Gene Ontology annotation, molecular function: GTP binding. Gene Ontology annotation, biological process: cell division.